AUGACGACCUAUCCCUUUAACGUGGAACAGCUGACCCGUUUGAAGGGCAAGACACUGUUGAUAACAGGUGCAGGGUCCGGAAUCGGACGUGAAACUGCCAGAGCUGCAUAUAAAUCGGGUGCGAAUGUUGCGCUGGCCGACUGGAACGAAAAAGAUACGCAGGCACUCUUAUCAGAGCUCAAAUCAGCUCAAGCUGGGGUUACUGCAGACCGCAUUAUCUUCCGUAAGACGAACGUGGCCAACUUCGAAGACGUUCUGGAGAUCUUUCAGUUGACGUGGAAAACGUUUGGCACGAUCGAUGCGGUCAUCUCGAAUGCUGGUGUGAGCUCUGGCGAAGACCUAUUCGACGACGAGAUCGACCCUGAAUCGGGUAAACUCAUGGCGCCUAAGCUCCGAUCGAUCGACAUCAACCUCACUGCCCACCUUUUACGUCGUGAAAUCAUAACCAGCUCAGCAGCCGGUAUCUUAGACACACCCCCAGUGUACCUGUAUUGCACCGCCAAAACCGGAUUAAUCGGUCUAAUGCGUGGUUUGCGAACGUCGCUGAUCAAACGCAACAUAAGCAUCAACGUGGUAGCACCGUGGCUAACUGUCACUGCGAUGGUGCCACAAGGCCGGCUGGCGCUUUGGGAAGGCCUGCCCCUCAAUCAACCGGCGACAGCUGCUCAUGCGUUGCUGCUGCCUGUUUUGCAACCAGAAAUCAACGGCAAGUGCUUUUUCAUCGCGGGUGAUGAGAUCGUAGAGUUCGAGGACAAACUGCACGAGACGCAGCCACUGUGGAUGGGUUCCAAACAGCUCAGUGACAGUGUUGAUGAGGGUCAGCGAAGAAUGAUUGGAGUGAUUCAGGAGUCUCGCGCUAUCGGAUUGUAA
Messenger RNA from Cyphellophora attinorum, 870 nucleotides. Its product is annotated as 3-oxoacyl-[acyl-carrier-protein] FabG. Gene Ontology annotation, cellular component: cytoplasm. Lineage: Eukaryota; Fungi; Ascomycota; Eurotiomycetes; Chaetothyriales; Cyphellophoraceae. Gene Ontology annotation, molecular function: oxidoreductase activity, acting on the CH-OH group of donors, NAD or NADP as acceptor. The transcript is spliced from 4 exons. Bases 1 to 870 code for a protein of 289 amino acids. The record is from RefSeq and is a predicted model, not a curated record.